Aspergillus tanneri is the source of this 246-nucleotide messenger RNA. RefSeq lists its product as uncharacterized. The transcript is spliced from 2 exons. Lineage: Eukaryota; Fungi; Ascomycota; Eurotiomycetes; Eurotiales; Aspergillaceae. The record is from RefSeq and is a predicted model, not a curated record. Bases 1 to 246 code for a protein of 81 amino acids.
AUGGCUGGCCCAGCUAUGAUUGGCACUCUACAUGCGGUGCUGCUGUGCAGCAGCGAAUCGGAUGAGAUCUUCAAUACUUUCCAGGGAGACCUGACCCUCCUUGGAACACCCAAAUAUCUCGGUUCUGAUGCCGGGGCCGUCUCACUACAUGACCUGGCGCUUUGUCGUGGAUGGGACAUCUAUGACUGGAUUAUUGGACCUAUUGAAGACUUGAUGGGUGCCAUGACGGCAUAUCUGGAUAUAUAG